This is a messenger RNA of Rotaria sordida, 1326 nucleotides long. The record is from the annotation of a GenBank genome assembly. Lineage: Eukaryota; Metazoa; Rotifera; Eurotatoria; Philodinida; Philodinidae.
AUGAAGCUUUCAACUAAUCUUAUAUCGAUUGAAGAAAAAUCAGUUGCUGCCGGUGAAGCCAAACGAACUGUUACCAAUCAGGUUAUUCGUAAAGGAUUUCUUCGUGUUCAUACUGGUGUUAAAUUAUUUCAAGCAAAAGAUUAUUUCUUUGUUUUAUCAACCGAUAAUCUUUCUUGGUUUACAGAUUUAGAUGAAAAAGAAAAAAAAUAUAUGUUACCAUUAGAAAGUCUUAAAAUCCGUGAUGUUGAAGGUGGUUUUAUGGCUAAACGACCACAAUUUGCAAUAUUUAAUACUGAAGGAAAAAAUGUUUAUAAAGAACAUAAAACUCUUGAAUUAUCAGUUGAUAAUAGUGAAGAACUUGAUACAUGGAAAGCAUCAUUUUUACGUGCUGGUGUUUAUCCAGAACGUGAACAACCACCAGAAGAUCCACAAAUAGCAGCUGAAGUUGGUCCUGUUGAUCCACAUAUGGAACGACAAGUUGAAACAAUCAAUAAAUUAGUAACAUCAUAUAUGCAAAUAGUUGCUCGAAUGACACGUGAUUACAUUCCAAAAACAAUUAUGUAUCAUAUUAUUCGAAAUUUACAAAAAUUUGUAGCUAAAGAAUUAUUAGCACAUCUUUAUGCUUUUCCUGAUCCAAAAUCAUUAUUACAAGAAUCUGAAGAAGAACGACAACGACGAGAAUCAAAACUCGCAGAAUUUGAAGCGAUCAAGAAUGCUUUAAAUAUAAUUGAAAAUUUUCAAAUCAAUGCACGAAAAGUAGCUGGUUCAGUCAUGCCUGUAUCGGUAUUAGCUGCUGGUUUUUCAAGUUUCUCCAGUACUACUAGUAACUUUGGAUCAUUAUCAUCGGGUUAUAUGAAUAAUUCACCUGAUGCUUCUAUUUUUCAACCUCCAUAUGGAUUCAAUCGUCCGCCAAGUCCAAAUCCUCAGCAGAAACAGCAGGCACCUACAAAUCUAUCUAUGAGUGCAUUUCCAUCACGUGAACCACCACCGCCACCACGUCGUCCAAGUCUUGUGCCCGGUGCAUUUGGUGGAAAUCCAUCAAAUUUACCAGCACCAAUUAUGCCACAGUCUGCUUCAAGUCAUAAACCUCAAACAAAUACAUUAUCGAAUAAUACUAAUAAUAUAUUCUCGGAAUUAAAUGAAAAAUUGGCAAAAAAAGUAGCGCAAGCUCAGGGUACAGCGGCAUCAUCAUCAUCAUCAUCACAAUCAUCAUCUGAUAUGUUUCACGGAUUAGAUCCGCUUGCUACAUCUACAUCAUCAUCUCUGUAUCAGAAUAGUACUUCAAACCCUCCAGUACCAGCUCGUCCAACACCAUCCAUUCCAUAA